AUGGUUGGAUGUAGUGCACUCCUUCAGUUUUCUGCCUACUCGACCGUAUCGUCUGCGAGCGUAUAUGCCAACUAUCUGGGUGGUUCUUCGGUUUUUGGUGGUCUCACCAUUGGGAUCCCCAAUGUACUCUCUGGCAUUGUGCUUAUCCCCAUCACCAAACUCGACCAAGGAAGAUACACCGGUCCGUUGAGAGUCAUCUGCGCUGCGCUUGUUGUCGGAAGUGGCUUGCAUGCGCUUGCCUAUCGAGCUCAUUUUCUGUACCUCAUCCUCAUUGGACGGAUGAUUUCCGGAAUCGGCUAUACGGGGUUUAUGUAUGCUCGAAGGUAUUGUACUGACCCUCGGCUGGUUGGCAUUCGACGACGCACGAUGCUCGCCAGCUGGCUCGUGAUCGGCCAAUCAUUCGGACUCAGUGCUGGCCCAUUUGUGUGCGGUCUGCUUUACAAAAUUGGAUUUUCCAACGACAUAUUCAACGGCCUGACCAGUCCGGGAUGGAUCGCCGCAUUUAACCUGCCUCGCGAAGAAGCUUUUGAGCUCGCACCAUCAAACCCGACCGACUCGGCCCCUCCAACUUCGCAAUCGCUAUCUAACAUCCAGAUGAGCAUUGUGCUCUUCAUUUGCUACGCAUCUGGAGCGUGUUUCUUCAUACUCGGCUCCUUCGAGUCGGCCAUUCCUGUUUAUCCCGCAUCAGCCUACAAAUUCUCUCCCUUUGCUGCAGGCAAUUUCAUUGCCCUUGGGGAACUAGCGACCUUUCCAUUCCUCUUACUCAAUGUUCGGUACGCGCCUCGCUAUCAGGACAGAUUAACACUCGCUGUUGGCUCCAUAAUCGGCGGCUGCGGACUACUCCUAGCGUUUAUUCUGGUCCUCACUCUACCACAUGUACCCAUCGGUGCAUUCUAUGUGUGCUGGUUCCUCGUUGCACUCGGCUUCAGCCUGGCGAGCACAUGUACUCUCAGUCUGCUCUCCAAGCGGCUGCCGGACUUGGGAGUCUGGAACAGACGUAUGAGCUUGGCGAUUCAAUAUUCAAAUUUUGUCGGGCGCGUUUCUGGCGCCAUCUUUGGCGGAGCAGCGAUGGAUAUCGGGAUGCAGCGAUACCUCGGAGCACUUCUUGGGCUCCUCGCGAGCGGUGGCGUAGUGUACUGCAUGCUGUGGAAGGAGCUAAAGUAUUGUGGCUCCGGGCCUUUAUUAGUAUCCAACUACUUUUCCUUCCCCCUCAUGGACCAGGGAACGACUCCCCUCAAGUUUCCUCGCCUCGUUUCCCUCCUUUUGGCGGGCGCAUGGGGGGCAAUCUCCCUCGGCAUUGCUAUCAACGCCUAUGUCAAGCAGCACGACGACAAGCAGCAAGCCUUGAGCGAAGCUCGUGGGCCAGUCAAGGUCCAUCUGAACACGAGCGACCUCUUCGCGUCGGGCACGGUUGUCACGGUUGUCUGCGGAAUAAUUAUGGUGCUCUGCUUUGUCUUUACGGGCGUCCUUCUCCUCGAUAGCAAUGCGCGCUCAAGCAUCGCCACGCGGUCUCUUCCCAUCCAGUUUGUCUCGCUCGGCUUCCUCGCAGUCUGGCUCUUCGCAAGUCAGAUCGCCGUCUCUAACAUCAUCGUGAUGCGAUCCAUAAAAGUCUCGGCUUCCAUUGACGGGAUCAGCGUCCCAGACAGCGUUCUGAAAACAGUUGAGAGAGCGCUCGGCGCGAAGACGGCAUACAAGGGCUAUGACUACUUGAAAUUGCUCGCCAUCCUCCCAUGGUUCACGGUCGUCUUCACCCUGGCCGCUGCAGUCGUCAGUUUUAUGGCCUUUUCCCGUCGCACGAAUAGGUCGUCCGAGAAAUACCCUCCAGCUCUUCCAAGCAAAGAAGUGCCGCCACAACCGAGCAGCUCUGCUUGA
Mycena indigotica is the source of this 1872-nucleotide messenger RNA. RefSeq lists its product as uncharacterized. NCBI's taxonomy places the organism in Eukaryota, Fungi, Basidiomycota, Agaricomycetes, Agaricales, Mycenaceae. The record is from RefSeq and is a predicted model, not a curated record. Bases 1 to 1872 code for a protein of 623 amino acids. Gene Ontology annotation, biological process: transmembrane transport. Gene Ontology annotation, molecular function: transmembrane transporter activity. The transcript has 10 exons. Gene Ontology annotation, cellular component: membrane.